Molecule: messenger RNA, 4338 nt
Organism: Phyllopteryx taeniolatus (common seadragon)
Lineage: Eukaryota; Metazoa; Chordata; Actinopteri; Syngnathiformes; Syngnathidae
Product: enhancer of polycomb homolog 1-like
Exons: 14
Coding region: 406-2994 (862 amino acids)
Biological process (GO): regulation of transcription by RNA polymerase II
Cellular component (GO): piccolo histone acetyltransferase complex
Source: RefSeq, a predicted model, not a curated record
CGUCCCCCCUCCUUUCUCCUCCUCUCCCCCGGACCCCUCGGUUGUGUGAAGCGCGCACGCGUGCCAAACUGCGUGGGAAUGGCUGUUGGUGCUUGGGAUGGAUGGAGUGGGUUGGGCCGAGCGGAGCCAGCCGAGCGCUACAUGAGUUUCUAAUGUCCGCCAUGUUGGCCAUGGCGCAUUGAACCGGGGAGGGAGAGCGGAGCGCCACGGGAAACCACACCGACACAGAACCACCGAGACGCGGGCCCGCCCGGCUCUCCUCGCGCUGCUACGCACCCGAGGCCGGCCCCGAUCGAGCCGCUCGCUCCAGGAGACCCUCCCGGAUCCAUCCAUGACAACUACAGGCACAAUUCCUCGCAGAUAGACUCGAUUUAUGCUGCAUCUUGUCAUUUUAAUAUUACAACAAUGAGUAAAUUGUCGUUUCGGGCGCGGGCGCUGGAUGCUAGUAAGCCUCUGCCCGUCUUCCGCUGCGAGGAUUUACCGGACCUGCACGAAUAUGCUUCGAUAAACCGGGCAGUGCCGCAGAUGCCGACCGGGAUGGAAAAGGAGGAAGAAUCGGAGCAUCAUCUCCAGCGGGCCAUCUCGGCGCAGCAGGUCUACGGCGAGAAGCGGGACAACAUGGUCAUCCCCGUGCCCGAGGCCGAACGCAACAUCACGCACUAUGAGUCCCUCUACCCCGGGGAGUUCAAAAUGCCAAAGCAGCUUAUUCACAUACAGCCUUUCGGUCUGGAUACAGAGCAGCCAGACUACGACCUCGAUUCAGGGGACGAGACUUUUGUGAAUAAGCUAAAGAAGAAAAUGGAAAUCACCGCAAUGCAGUUUGAAGAAAUGAUUGACCGCCUGGAGAAAGGCAGCGGACAACAGUUUGUCAGUCUCCAGGAGGCCAAGCUGCUGCUGAAGGAGGAUGACGAGCUGAUCAAGGAAGUGUUUGACUACUGGAGCCGCAAGAGGAAGGUGUGCAAGUUUGGCACCUUCGUCUCCAACGUCAAGCAGGAGAAGCGGGACGGCUCCAGCACCAGCGACCCCUACGUGGCCUUUCGGAGACGGACGGAGAAGAUGCAGACCAGGAAGAACCGUAAGAAUGAUGAGGCGUCAUACGAGAAGAUGCUGAAGCUUCGCAGGGACCUCAGCCGCACCGUCACCAUCCUGGAGAUGAUCAAGAGGAGGGAGAAGAGCAAGAGGGAAAUGCUCCACCUCACGCUGGAGAUUGUGGAGAAGAGAAACACCAUGCCCGACUUUGGCACCGAGGUGAUGGCAGAGGCGCUUGCCCAGCAGGCUCUGGUGAAGCCCGUCUACACCAUCCCCAUCAUUCCCAGUGCCAACCAAUACCGACACCAGGACCACUUGGACAUGAAGGACUAUAAGAAGCAGGAGAAGACGGAGAUAGUGCGAACCAAAAGAAAAUAUGAAAAGAAGCCCAAGAUCCCCCCUCUGUCUGCGCCCCAUCACACGGGACCCUCGGUGUUCAAUCUCAAGGACCUCAACCAGUAUGACUUUCCCAGUUCUGACGAUGAACCCUUCUCACAGAUUCAUUCAGGUUCUUCAGAGGCAGAAGAAGAGAACGACCCAGAUGGCUGCUACGCAUUCAGGAGGAAGGCUGGCUGUCAUUACUACGCUUCAAGUCCCGGCCAGAGUGACAGCUGGCCGUGGGUGAGCCCGCUGGAGGGCGGCCUCGGUCACCCGCGCUUCCGCUACUGUCUGACCUCCCUGAACGCGCCGCGGCGCUGCGUCGGCCUGGCUCGACGCCGCGUGGGCCGAGGAGGCAGGUUCUUGUUGGAUCGAGCGCACGCCGACCUCGACGCCGUCUGUCAGUACCUGGACUCGGACCCGCAGCCCAAAUCCUUCUCCUCGCCACUUCCAAACUCUCCGCUCCGCAACUCCAGUACCUCAGAAACCGAUACCUCGGACCCUAGCGGCUCUUCCCGCCCUCUCGACUCCGCCGCCUCAUUGUCGCCGUCGUCCGGCAUGACCGUCGACCUCAGCCGGAUUCUUUUGAACAUUAAAUCGUGCCGCUGGAGGCAUUUCCGACCACGGACGCUAUCCCAGCACAUGUCGGGUGCGGGGGACUUGUCGCUUAAAGGAUUUGGGGAUUUUAGUCGGGCCGUAUCGGGACUAACUAGGAGCCUGUCUGGAGGAUCCUUCUCACAGAACCGCACCGGUCCAGCUGCUCCUGUCAAAAUGUUCACGGUGGAGCAGUACCAGCAGCACCGAGAGCAGCUGGCCGUCAUGCUGGAGCAGAGCCAACAUCAGCAGCAGCAACAGCAGCAACAACAGCAAGAAGACAAACAACAACAGCAGCAGCGGCGGCAAAAGGAGCAGCAGCGUCAACAAAUCCAACACACCAACAACUCCCUAUGCGUAACCAGCCCGCUUAUCAGUCAGGUUCUGGUGUCCAAGACCUUAGACCAGGCCAGCGCCCAGUUUGCAGCCUCGGCACUCGUCACCGCCGACCAGCUGCUGGCCUUCAAGUCCAAAGAGGAGCUGGUGGUGGCCAGUGGGGUUAACGGCGUACUGGGAGCAGGCGUGUUGAAAGGUUUGCAUCUGUCCAGCACGGCCGCAGCGCUUCACCCCGGCCACCAGCCGCCCACGCCGGCAGCCCACGCUUUCUCGCAGCCCUCGCCACAUCCGGCCACCCCUCCAGCCGCCACCAAGGCCGUCCCCGUCUCCCUGGCGGCCGCCCCCGGCAACCACGCGCCGUUGGGCCUGCUGGGGUGCGGCCCGGCCGGCGCCGCCCCCCCCGCCGCUCAGGUGCUUAUCGGGAGCAACAUCUGUCUGAGCGUCCCAUCGGCCGCCAAUCUGGCGGGGCGCCACCUGCCCCGUGCCCUGGCCGGCGUGCCGCCCUCUGCCUUAAAACUGUCCACCGCCAACAACCUGCAGAAGCCCAAAGUCUCUGCCACGCCGUCCAUGGACAUCAACUCCAGGGAGAAGCGCGAGGAGGACAAAUCGUCACUGAACAGCAUAGCAGACAACACAGUGGCCAUGGAAGUGACGUAGUGGCGGGUGAGGGGGGCUGGAUCUUUGGAGUGUUCCGGUGCUGUGCACCGGAGCGUCAUGGGCGUGGAGGGGAUGCCAAAAGGGACUGCUGGGAUGACGAGCGCAUCGCCGAUGUCGUCGUCGUCCUUUUUAAAACGUGUUGGUUUUUUUUCCUCUCUCUCUCUCUCUCUCUCUCUCUCUCUUUUGUUACGGUUAAGAGACGUGCGUGGUGUACAUUGUGCAUAUGUGUACAGUAAGGACUUAUUUGUACAUACCACUUGAAUACACAACUGUCCGUUUGUGAUGUUUUGCACUUGGAGUGAAAAAGAUGAAGAAAAAGGAGAAGUCUGUGGCGUGCGUGUGUGACUGAGUUGUAUAGAGACGUUUUAUCACGUGCAUGGUGCGAGCUGCUGCUUUUGAUCUAUUUAUUGUGCCGUGUUUACACUUUUUUUAUAUUUGGAUUUUUAUUAUUUGUACACUGUACCUUUGUUUGCUUCCUGUGCUCUUGUACAUGUUAGCCGGCCGCAGACUCCUGGGUGUCGUUCUUACAUUGUCAACACCAACAUGUUGUAAGGAAAAGAUGGCAGGCGGCGUUGACGUAUUCAAACAGGGAUGAAGUCUCUUCCCAGAAGCCUUUGCCGCUUCGUUUUAAAGCACUAUUUUUGUGAUGUUUUUUUUUUCCGUUGAUGGCUUUUUUUUUUUUUUUUUUUGAUAACGACGAUGCUGCUUUUUGUAUUUUGGGUUUGAAGGGGAUCAUCCUUCAUUAUUUCAUGCAACAAAGCCCCAGUUUUCUGUUUAUUUUAUUUUUUAAAUCUCACCGAAUUUUUUUGUAUCCAGAGUUAUUUUUGUAUUUUGUGUUCUUGUGGUAAACUCGAUUGUAAGCGUUUAAAAGUCAUGGUUUGGUUCAUUCAAUGCACGAAAAGGGAGGUGUUUCAUCAUUCCAGUUUUUAAAGGGGGGGUCAAAAUAAGGGGAUGAUGCCCCCCCUUUUUUUCCUCUCUCUUCUUUUUCUUCCCCCUCUUUCUCCUCUAUUUCUUUCUUUGGGAAACAAACAAGAAUCUGUCCAGACGGCUAUGAGGCCAUCAAAACCACAAGUAUUUUUGGGUGCCUUCCUUUGGGGAAUUUCAUGUCCUCUCUUCUGUGAAGAGUCCGGCACAAAGGCAGCGUUACUUAGUAGUGCUCGUGCACUUUGUGGGGGGUGGGGGGUUGGGGGCAAUCUUGAACGCCGGCUCGGCUGGCAGGAUGUAUCCUUGCGGUUUACUUGUCCCACCUGGAAGCUGAAAAGAUGUUUAAAAAAAAAAAAGUAAAGAAAAUGUGACGGAACUCUCACUAAAAAAAGACAAUAAAGCCCAGGGCAUUAAAUGUGA